This is a messenger RNA of Penaeus indicus, 578 nucleotides long. RefSeq lists its product as uncharacterized. Bases 89 to 496 code for a protein of 135 amino acids. The record is from RefSeq and is a predicted model, not a curated record. The transcript is spliced from 2 exons. NCBI's taxonomy places the organism in Eukaryota, Metazoa, Arthropoda, Malacostraca, Decapoda, Penaeidae.
CUUUCGAAAGUGGAGGAUAGCGCCUAAGACUUGUUCAAUUCCAACCACAGAAGGAAAGGAAGGAAACUUGUGUGAGACAGCUUUACCGAUGGCGGUGACACUACUGGCUGUCGUGCUGAUUGGCGUGUGCGCCGCCUCGGCCGACCGGGACCUCGGCAGCUUCGUGGCUGGACGCCCCACCAACCAUGGGGUUCCGGGCGUUCAGACCUUCGGAGGCGUGCCCUCCUUCCAGCGGCCGCAAGUAGACCCGCGGCCCCCAAGCUUCCAGCGGCCGCAGGUGGACCCACGGCCACCAAGCUACCAACUGCCGCAGGUGGACCCGCGACCCCCGAGCUUCCAGCGGCCGCAAGUAGACCCACGACCCCCGAGCUUCCAAAUACCGCAGGUGGACCCGCGGCCACCAAGCUUCCAAUUGCCGCAAGUGGACCCGCGACCCCCGAGCUUCCAGCGGCCGCAGGUGGACCCACGACCCCCAGGGUUCACUGUGUAUGGGUGAUUCGUCAUCAACGGCCUCAAAAGAUCAUUCGCAAGCAUGCCUUUCCUCUGUAAUUUCCUAUAGCAUUAAAAACUGAACUCGG